AUGGGAUUUAUAGAUGCCAUCUAUAUUCUUGAUACGGAACAAGACCCCGUAUUCCAGUAUCAAUUGGAUCCGAAUGUGCCGUCUUUCUCAUACAUUCAGAACCAGCUACUUACAAUCAAGCGUGAAAUCAAUCCACAGAGUUCAACUUCGAUACUAUCUUUAGAGAGUGCAUCUUAUGAAAGAAUCUUUGAAGCUGACCCGUCAUCUGAAUCCAUUGGUUUGGAUCCGGUCGUGAAGUUGGACUCGAAAUGGACUGCAGCAUGGUGCAAAUGUGAAGAUCUCUAUAUCCUGGCUGUAGGGACUUCUCGUCCAGGAACCUUAGAAGUAGUAUCUGAUGACGAGGAUGAGGGCGAGGACGACGAUGACGAUGACGAUGACGAUGAGGGAGAGGAAGCAUGCGAAGAAGGAACAGCAGUGGAAGAAGACUAUGAAAAAGAUGAUAAUCAAGUGAAUGGACAAGAGACAAAAGGAGAAGAAGAAGGGCAUUGGUCGGACAUAAAUCAACACAACGCUUUCUCUGACAAUGACUGUAAAACAACAGAAAAUAAUACACAAGAUGUAACUGAAGAUUCAGCUAAGAGCCAGCAUAUUUACAAUGUACUUAACCCGCUACAGUAUAUCAAUUUUUUUGACAUUUUAGCACAAGCCAUGAAGAUGAUGUUGCAAACCGAUACACUAACGGCGCAUAAAAUAAGAAUUAAAUCACAUACAAUAGUGAUGUUAUUGCAAGAGUUGUUUGAUGCAUCUGUUCCUUUGAUUUCUGAUCUCAACCAACUAAGAGAAUUACUUCCUAACGAUAGUAUAAUAGAUAAGCUUGUUUCUGCUACCAAACAAAUACAAAACACUGCAGCAUCGUCAAUCUCGACCUUCAAAAGUGGCUAUAUACCGAACAUUAGGAAUGAUAAUACGCCAGAGCCAACAAAUACCUUCAAUUACUCAACAAUACUAGAAAAAUCCGGCAAUAAAUUCCCUUGGAGGUCGACACAAGUUAAGAAUGCUCAAAAUGAAAUUUAUAUCGAUCUUUAUGAAACUAUAGAUGUGACUAUUUACCCGAAGGGUGGUAACAAGGCGCUGAAGAAUUUAAAGGGAAAUUAUACCUCAUUUCCCACUGCUAAUAGAAAUCCGUAUAUAAACUCCGAUGCAUUGUUCUCCAAAUCGGUCAUUCAUGGCCAUAUUGAUCUGACUACCUCAUUGCCAGGAUCGCCUAAUCUAGAAAUCCAGUUGAAUGCACCAUAUGGAAUAGAUUUGGAUGAAUGCUAUCCGUCCUUACACCAUGCCAUUGAUAAGUCGGUUUGGACAAAUUCGGGCGGUAAGAUAAUAGAGCUAGUUCCGCCUGAUGAGAAAUGUAAGUUGUUGACUUACCACAUUGAUCUCUUGGAAAUGGGAGACUCGAAUCCUGAUUUGGAUAUAUCAAAAUAUGCGGGAUCGAUUGGUGUUGAACUCUACUCUGGCUUAGGUACAAAUAAAAAUGAAUUUGAGAUUGUCCUGAGCACUGGGUGCGGACUUAAUUCGGGAUUUGGAACAAACGAUGUCAAUGUCAAGGAGAUUGAAGCAAUUGAAAUUGAGAUUUUCCUUCCUGAAUCGGCAUCAUCGCUUGAUUUGUCAUCAAAUGAGGAUGGUCUAGGUGAGGCCGGUAGAGACUUCAAUGGUACUGCUACCUAUGGAGCUAACAAGAGUACCAGUGACGAAGAUCCCAACCUACAGUUGAAAGUUUUAAGGAGUAGUACAGGUACUAUAAUACAUUCCGAAUCUGGGAAUAGUUACAAAUGGGUGAUGGACUCCGACGUUGUCAUUGGUGGUAGAUAUACAUUACGUGGGUGUAUAGGAAUUGGCGAUUGCAAUGAGGAAAAAAAGGUUCCAAUAAAGCCAAAAUUCUUGAAAGUGAAUUACAGACAUCAUGGCAGUGUCCCAAGUGGCAUUAAAGUUCAAGGGGUCAAGGUUUUAUCUGGUGGAAUCAAGGCCAAACCAUUCAAGGGUGUCAAAUACACUUCUAAAAGUGGCGACUUUAUUGUUCGAUAA
This is a messenger RNA of Pichia kudriavzevii, 2019 nucleotides long. RefSeq lists its product as uncharacterized. The record is from RefSeq and is a predicted model, not a curated record. Bases 1 to 2019 code for a protein of 672 amino acids. NCBI's taxonomy places the organism in Eukaryota, Fungi, Ascomycota, Pichiomycetes, Pichiales, Pichiaceae. Gene Ontology annotation, biological process: endocytosis. The transcript has a single exon. Gene Ontology annotation, cellular component: cytoplasmic vesicle.